CAUGCGUGCGCCGUACAAAGCAUUUGGCGGGUUUUUCCGGGCUAAACUGUUUUGCUUCCAUCAGUGAGAAGCUCUGCGGUGGCUUUUAGGAAGCAGGACGUUCUCCCCAGGAGAACGAACUUCUCAAGAUUUCUGUUUUCUUCCUCUCGGCGUUUGAGGGCUUCAAAAAAAAAGAGAGAAAGAAAAAAGUGUUUCUCCGUGUCUGACGACUGGGGCCUUCUGACCGCCUGAUCUUGGUCCAUUUGGUCACUCUCAGCCUCAGGCCUUCGGAGGGUGAAAGGAUCAGAGGGACCUCGUUCUGCUCAUCGAUCUCCACGCUUGUGGGUUUCUUGGUGUCAGGUCGGAGCUAGGGUGGGCCCGGCCCCGAUCCCCCUCCUGGGUCAUCAUGGCUGUGUCCGCCCAGCUCUUGGUGGAGGAGUUGCAGAUCUUCGGCCUAGAAUGCGAGGAGGCUGUGAUUGAGAAAUUUCUUCCUCAGUUUCUGAGCAAAAGAUUAUCCAAAACCCGGCAUGGUGCCUCCAAGAACAAAGUGCACGGCCAUGCAGGAGCCAGAGACAUUGUUUCCAUACAAGAGCUAAUUGAAGAGGAAGAGGAAGAGGAGACCCUCUUGAACUCUUACACCACACCCUCUAAGGGUUCUCAGAAGCGAACUGUCACCACCCCAGAAACCCCCCUCACAAAAAGGAGUGUGUCUGCUCGGAGCCCCCAUCAGCUCCUCUCACCGUCGAGUUUCUCUCCAAGUGCUACUCCCCCUCAGAAAUACAGCUCGAGAAGUAACCGGGGAGAAGUGGUCACCUCCUUUGGCUCGGCGCAGGGGGUAUCUUGGUCCGGGAGAGGAGGAACUAGUCACCUCAGCCUGAAGGUCUUGGGACAUCCAGAGCCACUCACCGGGAGCUACAAAUGCAUGUUUCAGAAGCUCCCAGACAUUCGAGAAGUUCUGACCUGUAAGAUAGAAGAACUUGGCAGUGAACUCAAGGAACAUUACAAGAUUGAGGCUUUUGCUCCCAUUCUAGUCCCAGCACAGGAGCCUGUUACCCUGCUGGGCCAGAUUGGCUGUGACAGCAAUGGGAAGCUGAACCACAAGUCGGUGAUUCUGGAGGGAGAUCUGGAACAUUCCUCAGGCGCUCAGAUUCCAGUGGAUCUAUCUGAGCUCAAAGAAUAUUCUCUAUUUCCUGGACAGGUGGUGGUCAUGGAAGGAAUCAACACCACAGGUAGAAAACUUGUUGCCACCAGACUCUACGAGGGUGUGCCACUUCCGUUCCAUCAGCCCGAUGAAGAGGAUGGAGAUUCUGAGCAGUUCAUGGUCCUGGUGGCCUGUGGGCCGUACACCACAUCUGACAGCAUCACCUUUGACCCCCUGCUCGACCUGAUCACCAUCAUCAACCGCGACCGACCGGACGUCUGCAUCCUGUUUGGACCUUUCCUGGAUGCUAAGCAUGAACAGAUUGAGAGCUGUCUGCUGACAAGCUCAUUUGAAGAUGUUUUCAAGCAAUGUUUCCGAACAAUUAUUGAAGGAACACGAAGCUCCGGCUCCCACCUCAUCUUUGUCCCGUCACUGAGAGACGUGCACCACGAGCCCGUGUACCCACAGCCUCCCUUCAGCUGCUCUGACCUGCUUCGAGAGGACAAAAAGCGAGUGCAGCUCGUGUCCGAGCCCUGCACCCUCUCCAUAAAUGGAGUGAUCUUUGGCUUGACGUCCACCGACCUGCUGUUCCACAUGGGGGCCGAGGAGAUCAGUAGUUCUUCUGGAACUUCAGACCGGUUCAGCCGAAUCCUUAAGCACAUCCUGACCCAGCGGAGCUACUACCCGCUGUACCCACCCCAGGAGGACGUGGCCAUCGACUACGAGAACUUCCGCCUCUACGCUCAGCUGCCCGUCACCCCCGACGUCUUCAUAGCCCCAUCAGAGCUGAGAUACUUUGUGAAGGACAUCCUCGGCUGUGUCUGUGUGAACCCGGGGCGCCUCACCAAAGGGCAGGUGGGGGGCACCUUCGGCCGUCUCUAUCUCAGGAGGCAGACCGCCGGCGGCGAGGGGAGGCGGAGCCCGUGUGCUGCUGCCCAGGUGGUCAGGAUCUGAGCCGUUGUCCUUCGUCACCUCUGUCGCGCGGGCCUCCCAGACGUCGGGCCUGGGAGCAGCCGUCUGAUGAGAUCCCACCCAUGGAAGCAGGGGAGCAAGCUGAGGGCAGGGUGCCCUGCGGGAAGGCCCCGGGCAGCUGGUCCCCAGCCCUGAGUCCAGCUUCUCUGGAAGAAAGCAGUUGUUUCUUCCUGGACACUCGGAGUCCAGAGAGAACUGGCCGUGGGUGCAGCACGCUCAGGAAGGUCAAGGCUUUACGAUUUCUUAUAUGAGUCAGACAGAAAAAUAACUUUGGGAGAAAUAAAAUAAAUUCUGUAACUUCUGCAUUGAA
Odocoileus virginianus texanus is the source of this 2402-nucleotide messenger RNA. The record is from RefSeq and is a predicted model, not a curated record. NCBI's taxonomy places the organism in Eukaryota, Metazoa, Chordata, Mammalia, Artiodactyla, Cervidae.